ACCGUUACGGCCUCGCGCUUACACAAAGUUCUGCCCUACGCUUCCUCACGCCCUCCCCUCGGCCUCCCUCUGGGGGGAGAGACCCACACAGCCGCUCGGGGCUGACCCGGAGCCAGGGAGCGGGACGGACAGCGGGACGAGGGUGACCCUUGCCGCAGCCUCGGAGCCGGCCCCGGAGGUUCCCGCCGUGGGGGGGGGGAAGGCCGCACCGGGCCCCCCCCGCCCCUCCGCAGGUGCAACGCCCCCGCCCGCCGCCGGCCUCUACCACGCCGCGCGGUGCGUGGGGAGGGAGUCGAGGCGGGUGUGGCACUCCUGCCUGCGGGGGAGCGUCCCGCCGGGCUGGGCUCUCCCGCCAACACCCCCCUCCCGCGUGUCGCUGUGGAACGGGCCGGGACCGGAACCCGGCGCUGCCGGCAGCGGCACCGCAAGAUGGAGGUGCGGGAGGCCGGGUUAGGCGGUAGGGCGGGUAGCAGCGCUGACAGCCUGGCUGAGGAAGAAGAGGAGGACGAGGAAGAGGGUCCCGGCAGCGGCCGGUGCAGCCGCACCUCGUCGUUGGUGAGCGGGCUGCUUACCGAGCUCUACAGCGCCGCCGAGGCGGCCGCCCCUUCGGGCAGCGCCCACGCCCGCGUCCUGCGGGAGCUGCAGCAGCAGCGGCGGCCGAGCCAGGUCAGGUACCUGCGGCUGAAAGAUGUCAAUGAAUUAACAACUAUAAAACGAGAACUGAAUUACAGAAUUUCUGUUCAAUCAGCAAAGUUGCUUCGUCUUCUGAAGCAGAAAGACAGGCUUGUACAUGAAGUCCAGAAGAACUGUGAUAUUGUCACAGCUUGUUUACAGGCGGUUUCCCAGAAACGACAUCCCCGCUCGCCGGGAGGAGAGCCGGGGCCCCCAACCCGCCCGGCCCGGCCAUGCCCCCCGCCCCGCCGCCCUGAGGGCCACCCUUCGGCUACGGCUGGCAGCGAGGCCCCGGCGGGGCGGCGGGCCGGGGCUGCCAUGCGGCAGGACAAACUGACGAGCUCGCUCAGACGCGGGGGGCGAUGCCUGAAGCGGCAGAGCUCGGGGGGUGGCGGCGGCGGCGUGGGCACCAUCCUCAGCAACGUCCUCAAGAAGCGCAGCUGCAUCUCCCGGACGGCGCCGCGCCUGCUCUGCACCUUGGAGCCAGGGGUUGAUACGAAAUUGAAAUUCACUCUUGAACCAUCUUUAGGUCAAAAUGGUUUUCAGCAGUGGCAUGAUGCACUCAAGGCAGUGGCCAGAUUGCCAACAGGCAUACCGAAAGAAUGGCGGAGAAAGGUUUGGCUGACCUUAGCUGAUCAGUACUUACACAGUAUAGCCAUUGACUGGGAUAAAACCAUGCGUUUCACGUUCAAUGAAAGAAGUAAUCCUGAUGAUGACUCUAUGGGCAUCCAGAUAGUAAAGGACCUUCACCGAACUGGUUGCAGUUCUUACUGUGGCCAGGAGGCAGAGCAAGAUCGAGUGGUACUAAAACGCGUUUUGCUGGCUUAUGCCAGGUGGAAUAAAUCUGUUGGCUAUUGUCAAGGAUUUAACAUACUAGCUGCCCUUAUUCUAGAAGUAAUGGAGGGCAAUGAAGGAGAUGCCCUGAAAAUCAUGAUUUACCUAAUUGAUAAGGUGCUUCCUGAUAGUUAUUUUGUCAAUAAUCUCCGCGCUCUUUCCGUCGAUAUGGCUGUUUUCCGAGAUCUUUUACGAAUGAAGCUUCCUGAACUGUCCCAGCACUUAGACACCCUGCAAAGAGCUGCUAACAGAGAGAGUGGAGGAGGCUACGAACCCCCACUUACAAAUGUCUUCACAAUGCAGUGGUUUCUGACCCUCUUUGCCACUUGCCUGCCUAAUCAUACAGUUCUGAAGAUCUGGGAUUCAGUAUUCUUCGAAGGCUCUGAAAUUAUACUGAGAGUAGCUUUGGCUAUCUGGGCAAAGUUAGGAGAGCAAAUAGAGUGUUGUGAAACUGCAGAUGAGUUUUACAGUACCAUGGGCAAGCUGACCCAGGAGAUGCUGGAAGACAGUCUGAUUGACAGCAAUGAACUCAUGCAGACUGUUUAUACCAUGGCUCAGUUUCCCUUCCCACAGCUGGCGGAAUUAAGGGAGAAAUACACGUACAAUAUUACUCCUUUCCCUGCAGCAGUAAAAUCAACUUCACUCUCGGGAAAGCUAGGCAGAACCAGAGACAGUGAUGAGGAGAAUGACCUAGAUGACGAAGACUCAAUUGCCAAUGCAAUUGGCUGUCUUGGACCGUUAAGUGGAUUUUUGGCACCAGAGCUCCAAAAAUACCAAAAGCAGAUGAAAGAUCAGAAUGAAGAGCAAAGUCUGGGUUCCAGUAACAUUGCAGAAUUAAGUCCAGGAGCAAUAGACUCUUGCCGAAGCGAGUAUCAUGCUGCUUUUAACAGCAUGAUGAUGGAACGCAUGACUACUGAUAUUAACGCACUUAAAAAGCAAUAUUCCAGGAUAAAGAAGAAGCAGCAACAGCAGGUUCACCAUGUGUAUAUCAGAGCAGGAUCUGAAGAUGAUGACCCUGGGAUUUUUUUAGGUCCCAGGGACCAGCUGAACAAUGACAAAGGGCCAGUUACCAGCCUCCUCCCUUCUCAGGUAAACCAUUCCCCAGUGAUAAACCACCUCCUUUUAGGAAAGAAGAUGAAAUUGAGUAACAGGUCUCUCAAAAAUGCUGUUAUUCACAUCCCGAGUCAUGCUACCGGGAAGAUGUCUCCCAUUCCCCAAGAUGAUCUUAAAACAAAACUGAACUCUCCGUGGCGCACUCACAUACGCGUCCAUCGAAAGAAUAUUGCUAGGGCCAAAGGCCAGCUGGGCUAUGGGGAUACCAUAGGACUAAUAGAUGAGCAGAGCGAGAGCAGUAAAACAAAUAGUCCUGGUGCAAAGGAGGAGACUUCCAAACAUUCUGACUUUGGAGAAGGAGGAGGUGGCGGUUUGGAUGACAGGACUACUCGAAAAGCUGACCAGCAGUCGUCUGAGCCAGUCUCUACAGACAGUAGUACAAACAUGUCAGUGGUUCAGCUAAAACUGGAAGCAUUGGAGCUCACCACAGAUAACAAAACCGAUGCUGAAUCAACAUCCCAUCAGUGCGGCCAGCCACGUUUAUCAGAGUCCUCCAGUUCAUCCAGCGACAAUGGAAACCUGGCUAAAUCUCCCCAGCCUGGGAACUCAAAGCCGCAAGUCUUCAAUCCUUUUCCCAGUGUCAAGCCUCUUCGAAAGUCAGCUACAGCCAGGAAUUUGGGGCUGUAUGGCCCCACGGAAAGAACCCCGACUGUACACUUCCCACAGAUGAGCAGAAGUUUCAGUAAGUCUGCCAGUGGCAACAGUGGGACCAGGAAACGAUGACGUACUACUGGCACUUCGUAUUUCUGACAGCAACAAAAAUUUGUAUGCUUUUUUUUAAAUGUGUGUGUGUAUGUGUGUCCCAGAGCGUUUCUAAUCUUUAGGUAGGUAAUGGGGACAAAAGUGGUUACCAGAAGUAUAAAUAUGUGUCUUUGAAAAUUGUGCUCCCGUGUUGUUAUGGGAUAGAUUAGUGAAGAUGGACUCUGGCACCCUAUUGACGAUUCUGAUGGUUCUGUAGUAAACUAAACAUUGAUUUGCAGUGUGAGGCAUACCGUUUCUUUAAAUUUAACUCAGGCAUAAAAUCACUGGCUGCCUUCAACCCGUCAGUCCCCAUGGCUGCCUCCUGUCUCUUUCAAAGCUCGAAGGACAAAUUGUCCGGUGCAGCAGGCAGGUAUAACAGUUUUUAUGACUCUUACGCAGCUUCUCUGUUAGACCUCAUCAUCAUGGGUAGCUGGAGGAGCCAUGACUAACAGAAGCACAAGCAGCCCUAGCACUCGAAAGUAUCACUUUGUGUUCAACAUUCCCACUAAUCUACCCGCCCACCUGGCUUCAGACGUUCUCGAGAAGCAUUUUGUGCUUCUCUUCCCACAGCAGUCCUCUGCUGAUACUGGUUUUAAUACAAAUGUAGUGUAAAAAUCAUUUUUAAUAUAAAUAUAAUGCAUGAGAAUAGCAGACCUAAGUCCAUCCACAGCUCUGGUUUGCUCCUUUUGUGUUGCAUGUGUACAUACGUACUUUUCUGUUAGUUACUGCUGGAGAGUUGCAGCACUGCAAAAUUAGGUACAACUGUAUGUGUAGCUGUAUGAGUAUUACGGUACAUCUUGACUGUAAUCUAGAUUACAGGCUUGUAAUUAAAUUAUAUUUUCUAGUUUAGCAGUAGGUAAAAUAUAUGAAUCUUCCAAAGUAGUUUAGGGUUUUAAAUACUAGAAGUAGAGUGAUUAGAUACCUAGGGUGCCACUUAUCGUUAAAAGCCAACGCAUCAGCCACUAUGUAAGUGGGGUGGGCCCAUGGGACUGCUGUGGGCUUCCAGGGCUUGGUUCUCAUUUGGUGGGAAAGAGCAAUGGCAAAGCGAUAAGCUUGAGUAUUUACUUCAAAAUCAAAAAGCAAAGCUGGUGAAUACCAUAAGACAAGUCCUUUUUUUUCUCUAUACACUAAAUAGGCAAGCAGAAAAACUAAAUGUGAACAAUUCAACUUCAGGGGUGCACAGUUAGGCACUCUGAAAAUUACAGGUUGCUCAUAAAAAUGUUACAGCUCUGCUGUGAAUUGUACGUAUCGACUGUGCUCCAUUACCUUAUUGCUUCCACCUUUCCCAUGACGUGAAAGUGCAAUUACUUUAAACCGGAGUAAAAGCACUAAUGAUGAAUCACUGUAUGUAAUACCUUUCCUCCUUCUUUAAAAUUCUUUGUUAAAUUUGUGAAUAAAUAUAUCAUUGUCUAUUUAUUAAUGUAUCCCAUAACCGAUAGGAUGUGAUACCAGUUUUACUCUAUACCAUGAUUUAUAAGCUGUACAAUAUACCCUGUUUAUUGUUGUGGGGACAGUUUUAUUUUGUUGUUGUUUUAUACAAGUGUAUGCAUAUAAAAUAAUAUACAAGUAUGAACACUAUAAAUAUAAAACACAUGUAGUUCAGAUCUUGCCCCUGCCUUAUUUUCAGAUCAUAGUAGUAUUGUCACUAAUGAUUAUUUAUAGCGCUAAGUAAAUUUAAAGUAAUGUAGAAUUUAGUUGCUGAUCAUGGACUGUACGAGAAUUGUUUCUGCCUUGAUUUAGAAGAAAUGGACUUCUCAAAAUUUUACUGUGAAUCAUUUGCCCCAGUUUUUCUUAGCUUCGGUGUAUCAUGCGGCUGUAUACUGAACCAGUAAAAAUAAAAGGACUGUCAUUCUGCAAAACCUGA
Molecule: messenger RNA, 5224 nt
Organism: Phalacrocorax carbo (great cormorant)
Lineage: Eukaryota; Metazoa; Chordata; Aves; Suliformes; Phalacrocoracidae
Source: RefSeq, a predicted model, not a curated record